Messenger RNA from Emiliania huxleyi CCMP1516, 1269 nucleotides. RefSeq lists its product as hypothetical. Gene Ontology annotation, cellular component: nucleus. The record is from RefSeq and is a predicted model, not a curated record. Gene Ontology annotation, biological process: regulation of DNA-templated transcription. The transcript has 4 exons. Bases 1 to 1269 code for a protein of 422 amino acids. Lineage: Eukaryota; Haptophyta; Isochrysidales; Noelaerhabdaceae.
AUGCUGGACCGCACGCCGCGGUUGCCGAUGCCUCGACCGUCCAUGGGGUCGGCGGACCGGCCGGUGGAGGCGAGCGGCAUCGUGGGCGUGCUGCUCGGCUCGUCGCUCGCCGCCUCGCCCAACAGCGCCGCCAAUACGCCCGACCAGCUGCGGCAGGACCUGAAGAGGGCGCUCGACCACUCCCAGCUGGUCAAGGGGCUGUUUGACAAGAUGGGCAACGACGACUUUGACCUGGGCGAGCUCGUCGUGGGCGGCAUGGACCAGGGGGGAGAGGAGAAGGCCGAGCGGCGAAAGUCGACGUCGGGCUCGAGCAAGCGCGGCAAGCGGCAGGAGAAGGAGAAAGGAAAGCCCGUAAAGUGCCGUUGCGACAAGUCGGGCUGCCUCAAGCGCUACUGCGUCUGCUUUGCCGUCGGCAACCUCUGCUCCGCCGAGUGCGUGUGCAAGGGCUGCGAGAACGACGACUCGACCGAGGAGCGGAGGCAGAAGCGCGCCGCCGCCAUCGCCGCGAUGGAGAAGAAGAAGGCGAACGCCUUCAAGCCGCGCAUCGGCGGGGAGGAGGGGACCGACGCGUCUGGCGUCAAGUGCUCCGACAACUGCAAGUGCGUCGACUGCAAAAACCCGUUCGGCGCCUUCGAGGGCUGCAAACGCUCCGAGCCCGCCCCGGAGGCGAAGGCCGCCUCCUCGCCCGCGCGCCUUCGGUCGCCUGGUGGCGGCCCUCGCUCGCCGCGGCAGCCAGCCUCGCCGGCCGACACGCUCAUCGCGGCAGCGGCGGCGGCGGAGAAGGCAGCUGCGAUGGAGGUCGACUACCCCCGCGGCUCGUCACACGGCGCGCCGGCCUCCGCCGCGCCAGUCGGCCCGUUUCCUGCCGGAAUCGGCCCGUCUCCCGCGGCGCCGGGCAUUCUGCGGAUGAUGACGUCCAUCGACGGGAAGAAGAUCUCCCCGUCGAUGCAGGCGAGCCGCGAGGCCGCCGAGACGCUUGCGCGCGCGGCGGCCGAGGCGAUCAACGCGCCGACGCCGAAAGGAUUCCCCAUGCUGACGCCCGCCGGCAAGCCGCAGCCCAAGGCAGUGUCGUCCUCCGACCCGGCCUCUUCGGUCGGGCCGGCGACGACCAUGGCCGACAUCCACCGGCCUGGCGGGCGGGAUUUGUACCGAGAGGCAACCCACGCAUCAGUGCGCUGGGACUGCGACAUUUUGCUGCGAUGCAUGUCAUUCCCGCCUCCCCUGCGCGUCGCCCAUGGCGUGCUCGAGAGAGCUAGUCAGGCGCUGUGA